AUGGCUCGAGAAAGCUGUAAUCUUGACAAAGAUGAGGCGGAGAUCUUUAAGGCCUCCUCCUCCUCUUCCCCUUCUGCUUCGCCACCCUCUCCCCCAUCAUCAUCAUCAUCAUCACCACCACCACCCCCAUCUUCCACCGGUCUCCUGAAAUCGUGCGAGGAAUCCACCACUGAGAGGCGCGAGAGGCCGGAGAUCCCGGCUCCUGCGAUGACAUUCACGGCUUCUUCCUCCUCGAAGCUUGACGAGGAGUCGGAGUCGUCGAAGCCAGACGAGGAGUCACAUACUCCUGUAAGAUUCAGUAAAAGGUGUUCCACUUGCCGCAAAAAGGUCGGUCUCACCGGGUUCCGGUGCCGGUGCGGCGACCUCUUCUGCGGUCGCCACCGCUACUCCGAUGCCCAUGAAUGCUCCUUCGAUUACAAGGCCGCGGGGAGGGAGGAAAUCGCCAAGGCCAACCCUUUAAUCAGAGCUGCCAAGAUCAUCAAGAUCUGA
This is a messenger RNA of Musa acuminata AAA Group (dessert banana), 489 nucleotides long. RefSeq names its product zinc finger AN1 domain-containing stress-associated protein 15-like. NCBI's taxonomy places the organism in Eukaryota, Viridiplantae, Streptophyta, Magnoliopsida, Zingiberales, Musaceae. The record is from RefSeq and is a predicted model, not a curated record. Gene Ontology annotation, molecular function: zinc ion binding; ubiquitin-protein transferase activity. Bases 1 to 489 code for a protein of 162 amino acids. Gene Ontology annotation, biological process: protein ubiquitination. The transcript has a single exon.